Molecule: messenger RNA, 1036 nt
Organism: Paramacrobiotus metropolitanus
Lineage: Eukaryota; Metazoa; Tardigrada; Eutardigrada; Parachela; Macrobiotidae
Exons: 3
Coding region: 218-1036 (272 amino acids)
Source: RefSeq, a predicted model, not a curated record
AACCGCACUCAUUAUUGACAAUUACUGUUGUAGAAUUUACAUAUCUGCGAUUGCAUGUAUUUUUACACAUCUAUGUACUGUUAUAACGUAAAUGAUGGCACUGGGCACUUUGCUUUUUAAUUGAAUCGUAGUCAUAUUAUACGUGCAUUUUGGACAAACCUUCUUAAGUAUUUUCCGUUGGAUUUUUCUCGAAAGCCAGUUUAUAGUUUUUCCCGCUAUGGACGCCACUAUCCGCAUAACCGAUGUUGAGAAAAGGACAAAUCCCAAGAAGACCAUACUGUCGUGGGUUCGCAACACAUCUGGGCGCCUCUGCGCCGUUUUCCAAGAAUGGAAUUGUGUUAUUCUUCUGAGUUUUGUCGCAUUCCUGUUGGCUACUCUGUCAGUUUUAAGAUUCUACGUACUAAUUCCCUUUUUUAAAAAGUAUUAUAUGUCAUCGCCAGGAUGGAAUGGCGAACUGCCGCAUUCGGCAGUGGACUGGUGUGUCCUGGUGUUGUUAUUUGCGAUACCUGGAAUUAUUGCUUUACUAACCUAUACAGCCUGGCCUCUGGGGAGUUCCAUUGCAAUGAUCAAGUGCGCCGUUCAAACCCAGCGCUGGCUACGUGCCGCAUCUUCGGGCCACGACCUUUCGCCAUCAGACAUGGGCCACGUAACCAAGUGCUAUCACGCGACGUCGAAAUUCUUUGGACGUUUCCGAGCCACCAUGGUAGUUGUAUACACGAUGUUUCCCGCGGUGCACUUGUUCUUCGUAGGGUAUUUGAAUACAAUUUUCUAUUAUGACGAUGGUUCGGAGUCUGCGCGGAAGUGCGACAUCACGCCAUCCCUGCACUAUCUGAUACCCGCCAUCUGGAUCGAACCACUGCACGUUCUGUUGACAAACUGCGGUCUAUAUUUGUCAUAUACCUGGCAGAAGGGGAUAUUGCAUUCCUGGUACAUUCAAUGGACUGCCGCCAAUAAUACGACACCGGACAUACAGGGUCCGUUAUCCGGUUUCAAGGCUUAUGAAGCUAAACUAAAGCUGCUCGAAUACAAUGGUUAA